Messenger RNA from Xenopus tropicalis (tropical clawed frog), 6057 nucleotides. RefSeq names its product O-GlcNAcase (gene oga). Gene Ontology annotation, cellular component: nucleus; cytoplasm. NCBI's taxonomy places the organism in Eukaryota, Metazoa, Chordata, Amphibia, Anura, Pipidae. Gene Ontology annotation, molecular function: [protein]-3-O-(N-acetyl-D-glucosaminyl)-L-serine/L-threonine O-N-acetyl-alpha-D-glucosaminase activity. The transcript is spliced from 16 exons. The record is from RefSeq and is a predicted model, not a curated record. Bases 322 to 3042 code for a protein of 906 amino acids.
GCGAAGUAAACAGAAGCUCGAUAUCUGGUCCGCAGCGUCCGGUUCUCGUACUUUUUCUGAGACAAAAGGCGACCCGGUGUCCAUGCAGCGCUGUGUGCGGAAUCACGGCAUAGUAGUUCAUUAUUGGUGCAGGAAACCAUCUUAAAUUCGCCUUGGCAUUGCGGCUGUGAGCGCAUUGGCGACCGGUUCCAUCCGGUUCUUGGCGCCUGCGCAGUAAGCCCCCACAUAAAAGGAAGAGCCAAGAGAGGCGACUGCACGGCACCGGUUUGAGCUGCCCCCCAACACAGUCUCUUGACGGGUCAUUAAGUGACAGCUGCGAGUAUGGUACAGAAGGACGGCCAGGCGACAGCCGCCACCUCUGAAGCAGACAAAGAGCCCGGACCCGCCACCCUGGCCGCUGAAUUGACCCCCCCAGCUACGGCGGGGGAAGAUACCGACACGGAGACAGAGACGUCGUGUCCCCACAGGUUCCUGUGCGGAGUUGUGGAGGGGUUCUAUGGAAGACCAUGGACCAUGGAGCAAAGAAAGGAGCUUUUUAGAAGGCUUCAGAAGUGGGGUAUUAACACAUAUCUGUAUGCACCAAAAGAUGAUUACAAGCACAGAAUGUUUUGGAGAGAAAUGUACUCUGUAGAAGAAGCAGAUCAGCUUAUGACCCUGAUAUCCGCAGCGCAGGAAUUUGGCAUUGAGUUUAUCUAUGCCAUAUCACCUGGCCUUGAUAUAACAUUUUCAAACCAAAAAGAGGUGUCCACAUUAAAGCGCAAGUUGGAUCAGGUCUCUCAGUUUGGAUGCAGAUCCUUUGCACUGCUCUUUGAUGAUAUUGAUCACAAUAUGUGCCCGGCGGACAAAGAGGUUUUUAGUUCUUUUGCUCAUGCACAGAUUGCGAUAACCAACGAAAUUUUUCAAUACCUGAGCGAACCAGAGACCUUUUUGUUUUGUCCAACAGAAUAUUGUGGUACGUUCUGCUACCCAAAUGCUGCUCAGUCCCCAUAUCUGCAUACUGUUGGUGAGAAGUUGCUGCCUGGAAUAGAUGUCCUCUGGACAGGUCCCAAAGUUGUAUCCAAAGACAUUCCAGUGGAGACUAUUGAAGAAGUCACCAAGAUUCUAAAAAGAUCUCCAGUGAUAUGGGACAAUAUACAUGCAAAUGAUUAUGAUCAAAAGAGACUGUUUCUUGGCCCAUAUAAAGGUCGCUCUACUGAGCUGAUCCCAAGGCUUCGGGGAGUCCUAACUAACCCAAAUUGUGAAUUUGAAUCAAAUUUUGUUGCAAUUCACACCUUAGCUACGUGGUAUAAGUCCAACAUGAAUGGAGUAAGAAAAGAUGUGAUUAUGACUGACACUGAAGAUAGCACUGUGUCUAUUCAGAUUAAGCUGGAGAAUGAAGGAAGUGAUGAAGACAUUGAGACUGAUAUAUUAUAUAGUCCUCAAAUGGCUUUAAAAUUGGCUUUAACAGAAUGGCUUCAAGAAUUUGGGGUUCCGCUUCAGUAUAGUAGUCGGCAAGUUGCCCAGAGUGGAGCCAAAGCAAGUGUUAUCGGAAUGGCGCCAUUAGUUUCUGCACCAACCCUCAUUGCUGCAACCACUGUCACAACCGUUUACCAACAACCUAUUAUGAGCCAAGGGGCCCCAUUGAGUGCUGAACCCCCAAUGUUGCCAAAGGAAGAAGAGAAAAAACAGCCUGAAGAGGAACCAAUGGAUAUGGUGGUAGAAAAACUAGAAGAUGUAAAUAAAAACGUUAGUCAAAUAUUAACAGACAUUUCUGAAGCCAAAAUGUCGGAAGAGUUGAAACCAAUGGACACUGAUAAAGAGAGUGUGGCUGAACCGAAGUCUUCCGAAGCCUGCAUGCAAGAGGAUGUGUGUAACGAUAUUGCUCCUAUGCAGACGGAUGAGCAAGUUAACAAGGAACAAUUUGUCCCUGGUCCAAAUGAAAAGCCUCUUUAUACAGCUGAAGCAGUGAAUCUUGAGGAUUUACAACUACUCGCUGAUUUAUUCUACCUGCCUUAUGAACACGGGACAAAAGGUGCUCAGAUGCUAAAGGAAUUUCAGUGGCUACGUGCCAAUAGCAGUGUAGUGAGCGUGAACUGUGGAGGCAAAGAUGCUGAUAAAAUUGCAGAAUGGAGAGAUCGGGCAGAUAAAUUUGAAGAAAUGUGUAAUGUAGUGAUGACAAUGUUUACUCGCCUGUCCAACUGCCCAAACAGGACAAUCCUUUAUGACUUAUAUCCUUACGUGUGGGACAUAAAGAGCAUCAUCUCUAUGGUGAAGUCCUUUGUGCAGUGGCUCGGGUGUCGUAGUCAUUCUUCAGCACAGUUCUUAAGUGGAGACCAAGAACCCUGGGCCUUUAGAGGUGGUCUAGCAGGAGAGUUCCAGCGUUUGCUUCCAAUUGAGGGAGCAAAUGACCUCUUUUUUCAGCCUCCCCCCUUGACUCCCACUUCAAAAGUCUACACAAUUAGACCAUACUAUCCUAAAGAUGAGGCAUCAGUGUAUAAAAUUUGUAGAGAGAUGUAUGAUGAUGCAAUGGACGACCUGCCUUUUGAAAGCCAGCCUGACCUCAUUGGAGACAAGCUUGUUGGUGGACUUCUGUGUCAUAGCCUUGACUACUGUUUUGUCCUGGAAGAUGAGGAUGGUAUAUGUGGCUAUGCUGUAGGCACCGUUGACGUCACACCCUAUAUAAAAAAGUGCAAACAUUCCUGGAUUCCAUUCAUGCAGGAGAAAUAUACCAAACCUGAAGGCGACAAAGAGCUCUCUGCAGCCGAGAAAAUAAUGAUGAGUUUUCACGAAGAACAAGAAAUCCUGCCAGAUUCAUUCCUUGCAAGCUUCCCUUCGCUGAUAAAGGUCGACAUUCAUAAAAAGGUUACAGAUCCCAGUGUGGCCAAAGGAAUGAUGGCCUGUCUGCUGUCCUCUCUGAAGGCUAAUGGAUCCCGCGGUGCUUUCUGUGAAGUGAGGCCAGAUGAUAAAAGGAUCAUGGAUUUCUACAGCAAAUUGGGCUGCUUUGAAAUUGCCAAAAUGGAAGGAUUCCCUAAAGAUUUUGUCAUCCUGGGAAGGAGUCUCUGAAGACUCUGAAGCUCUAAAGACAUUUUCUAAAAAAAGAAAAAAAAAAGAAAGAAAACUGAAAGCAGGUAUAGCUGGUGAGGGUAUUUGGCAGCGAGAGAGAUGUCAUAUUUUGCCAGUGGAUCAUUGAGAGGAAACACAGAACCUCUACAAAUCCCCUUGCUAUAAAUGUGGCUUCAGGACGCUGCCAUCUUGGCUUAUAUGACAUGCUAUUGGAGGCUUGCAUGGGCUUGUUCAUUUGAAAGCCGCACCCAAGGUUCCAUAUGGAAGGAAAUGCUCCUGCUCUCUUUGAUAUCAUUUGAUGUUGCAUUACUUGUCGUUCAUUCAAUGCUUAACUCUUUUUUUUUUUCAACGUUUGGAACCAGAUAGGCGGAAGAAGAGAGAUUUCUGGGGUGCCUGUUAAUGCCAUUGUAGCUUGCACUUCUCGCAAAGAUCAUUAAGAGUAAUUAAUGAUUUCAUCCUGGGCAGUGCAUCACCCUCUGGCGGCACAAGAUUAGCAUGGAUCAUAGGCAAAAGCCUUGAAUCUCUGAUUACUGGCGCGGGACAGCGUCUGUAAAUAUUACUGUAGAAAGCCUGUAUGUACAGUCCAACGUGUUUUUCAUUUUUGUAUUAUGUUCCUUAUGAAGCAUUGGGUGAAGCAUGAUUCAUUUAGAAUUGAUGGCCGAGGAGACGGCGAGUUAUACAGUUCCGCCCGCCGCUGCUUCCUUUACAUUUCAUCCCCUAGUAGUCGAUGUUAUUUCUGCUCACGUUUCGUCAAUACUGAAAAGCCUUCAUUUCUCCUGUGCUUAUCCCAAGAAUACAUUGUGAAAGUAGGCAAAACUGUGAAUUUCUUAAAAGAUGAAUGACUUUUUGGGUUGUGAUGUAACUGGGACCCAUUCUUGCUAUAAAAAAAACCCCCGAAAUCCUGUGUUCAGGUAGCACAGCCAAUUCCAAGUGCAGUCGGCAGAAUCCACACUCCAUAGUUUCAGGGCGAGAGUUGACCCUAUUUCCAGUACUUAUUUGAAGGCAAAGUCUUAACAAUCUUCUGUUUUUAAGAUGCACAAAAUAACCUGUUAUCCCUGAUGCUCUGAUCCUUCUGUGACCUUGCUGGAGAAUCUGCUCAGGGCAAGCUGUUGGCAGUCAAAUACCUUUUAAAUGUUUACUUUGGUGACAGUUUCCCUUUAAAAGGUAUUUGAUUAAACAUUCAGAAGCGUUAAAUGCAUUUUACCAACAUCAUCAAUUACUUCCAUGACCAGUGUCCAAAUUCCUGGCUAGGGGGUGUUGUAUGAGUUUGAGGUGCCAUGUUGGACCCAUAGCAGCACCUGUCUCUAUAUUGAUAGCUCCAGGCGAUAGCACUUGCAUUAUAUUACAUUGUUAUACACUAAACCCACUAUAACACAGCCCUCUGUUCUCCAGUGUCACUAUUCCACAGCUUUGUGUUGUCAGCAGCUGUUUAACCCCUUUCUACAAAGGCCUGUAAAGUACAUUAGUGGUGUAAAAUUACAUUGCAUAUAUAUAUAUAUAACUUGGCACUACUACAGGUCCAACCCAGCACCUCCAAGUAAGCCUUCGCUUUACCCCUAACCAGCUAUGCUGAACAUAGGGAAGGGGUUAACGAAAUGGAUAUGGCUCUUGGAAGUUCAUUUCCAUGUCUUUUCUCUAUGUUCUGGAAGGGAUAUUCAAAUUGAAUUUGCUGGGUUGCACUUCAGGACAAAUAUGCUACCAUGGACCACAAGCAGUUCUACUACAGCAUUGCAUUGGUGGGGGAGCAAGAUUAAAAAUAAAGUGAUAAAUUGCCAUGGUUAGGAAUCUGAAGAUAUUUAAUUUACAAGAAAUAACUCCAGUGUAUAUCUGUGUGCAAACUGGCUUUAUACUAGUAACCAAGGGCUGUAUAGUAAGCUUAUAUACUUCACUUGCUUCUACUGAUUCUCUGAUUCAAUCCAAUGACCAUUAGAAAUGCUCAGUCAUACAAAAACAGGAAAGAAAUAGGUGUAGCUCUUUAUUCAAGGGCAUCUUGUUCCUUCCCUAAAUCUGUCUGCUUGUACCCCAAAAACAGGCCUCUAUUACACUGCCUCAGGCAACAGGUGCAAACAUGCAAAGUACCUUGUUCUUCAGUGCAGCACCCACAGUGGGUGGUGGAUGAGCAGCACUAGGCAGGUUAGAACCUUCAAGCCACAUUGUUCAUAUGUGCAAGUUGGGGGCCCACCCUGUACUUAACACCUGCCAUAGGCACCUCCCUUGUACCUGGUGGCCUAUAAGGUGCAGAGCGCAGUUUCACAGAGCAAAGUGCAAUGGGCGCAAGUUCCCAGACUUUGGACAAAUGUCACAUUUGGAUUUUUAGGGCAGCAUUGGCAAUUUGUUUCCCCCCCCCCCCCCAAAGGAUGAGGCCAAGUGUGACAUUGGCUUUGUCACUGGAUUCUGGGCAGCGGUGCCUGGACACCUUUAAAUAGGGAAGCCGUGUUUUUUUGCUUUCUGUUGUAAUGAGAGUGAGUAAGAUGUAAGGAGACGUCCAUCGGCCGGCGGAGAGCUGAAUAUGUGCCCUGCGGUUGGAUGGAAAGGUUAAAAGGUUUGCAUCCUGCAGAGAAGCACUUCCCAUUAUAGGGUUAAUAUUUAUUUUAAUCUUCAAUAUGGAAAGGAGGCACUUUUCAUUUUUGUUUGUUUCAUGUGAUAAAUUGGGGCCAUAAACCUCAGUGGUGCCUUGAUCACAACUUCAAUAUGUCAGAAGGGGGUUGACACCACAUGUUUUGGGUGGGGGUGGGGCAUCAAUAGGUUUAUUUCUUCUGUUGACCCGUUUUUUCAUUUCAUGGGCUUCCCUUAAUGAAAAUGCAGUUAUGUAGAUAGAUAACUUGGAAUGUACCAAACAUACAAAGCUUAUAGGUGGACAACAAAGUGUUAUUUAUGCAUUUGUCUAAGACUAUAUGGCUAGACUCAACUAUUUAGAAAACUAAAAAAAAAACAAAAAAACCUGAUGUUAAAGUUCCUUGCACACUUUUGUAGAAUGUAAGUUUUGUUUUUUUUAAUAAAAACUGUUCUAAAACA